UCUGCCAUGAAAGAACCUUCUCUCUCUCGUUUCCACAAGAAACCUACCUCCAAACUGAAGCUGGUUUGUAGUUUCAACGGAGGAUUCGACGUCAGACCGCCGUCCAACAAGCUCCGCUACAUUGGCGGAGAGACCCGUAUAGUCUCUGUCGAUCGAAAUAUUUCUUUCUCCAAACUCCGUUUAACGAUUUCAGAUAUAUGCCCCAACAUUCGCUCCUUCACCCUCAGGUACCAACUUCCUUUGACCGGCCGUUCGUGUAAAGACACAGAGGAUGACGACGACAUGCCUCUGGUGUUGAUCGCGUCGGACGAUGACGUCAAGUGCAUGGUUGAUGAGUAUGAUAAACUGGAACUAUACGGUGAGCAUGCGAGGCUUUGGGUUUUCGUUUGCAGUCAAAUUGAAUGUGGUAGUAAUUUUAGGGUUAAGAAAGAAAGUAAUGAAGAUUUGUUAAGGAAAACGGUUUUGAAACAACACUUAUUUGCAAAACAAACUAAAAAGGAUUAUGAGCAUCAAUGUAUGGAUUCGCAUUUAAAUUCCCAACCGCAUUUUUCAACUUUACAUACUGGUCUUUAUGGAGAUAAAAUUUUAUUGUUUAAUAGAGUGGGAAACGAGCGUUUGAAUCUGUUGAACCUGAGGGAUGUAAAUCUACGAGUGGAAACGCAUGAUCCAAUGGAACUUUUAGUGGGGCGGUCUAGUUCUGGUUUGUGUUAUGGGGGUGGGAGUAAAACUGGGAACACGGGUCAGCCUUCACUACCUUCAAAGGAAGCGUAUGGUUGUGGUGUGGUUUCUACGUGUAAUGGUUUUGAUGGUAAGCAUUUUAAUGGUAAGGGGCAGGUGUUAGCUAGUAAUAUCAAUAGGGAAAACAUUAUGCCUUGGGCUGUGAAUUGUGGUUCAGUGAAAACUCACUUGCCAUCAAAUUGUAACAAUCAGCACGCUGGGAGUAUCUAUCCUCGGAAACCUCUCUAUUUUGGUGACCGGUUUUCAGGUUCUUGUCAUAAUGGAAUCCAGAACCAUAGGCUUGGUGCUUAUGAUUCUGGAAAUCAUCGAAACUAUCCUUACCGUGUGAAAAAUCAUAGGAACAAUUUUGUUGAGGCAGAGAAUUAUAGAGGUGUUAGACUUGAUAGUAUGGUGGGGACGUGCUAUCUUGGGAUCAAGCCAUAUUCAAACAUCCUAGAUCAACGGCAGUCUAUGGGAUUAAAUGAUUCCAGUUUGUUGAAGCCUUCGCCAGGUUUGGCAGAGCAUGCAUCAGAUGGAAGGAUGAGCAUGAUGGCUCCUUGUUUAAACAAAGACAUCUAUCCUUUGGACAUUCAAUAUGGUAAGGCAACUUUUAGGGAGCAGGGUGACCCUGUAAUUUUACAGUAUGGAAAUUCAAAUACGCUGGAUAGUCAUUUAACUUGUCAUGAGUUGUGUAGUGGUGUGGCUAAUCAAUCUUUCCCGACCUCUGAUACUGUUAGGAUUCCAUCAUCAUGUGUAAGGGAGAUUAAACCUUGGGAAGAUCUAUUGACUGGCUCUGAGUUUGAGGAGAACGAAGCUCUAUAUGACAGUCUCCAUGAGAAUAUUCAUGGAAUGUCCACCAAUUAUGCAUCCAAUCAUAGUGAUCUAGAGACUGAAAAACUUCUGGUUGGCUCACUGGAGAAUGCUAAUAUCUCUGGUCCUUCAAAUGAAAUGGACCAUAGAAAUGGAGCAACAUUAAGUUGCAGCUUGACAAAUGGCACUAAAAAUUUGCAAGGCAGAAUUGCAUCUUCGAUGGAUUUUUUGUGUAACCUCUCAUUGUCAUCAUCCAAAGAAAUUGAUACUUUCCGGAAUUCUUCUGUUUCUGGCAAUGUUGUCUCUGAUGUCUUGUUGAAAUCUCAAUCAAAGCCUUUAGAUCCUGUGGAUAAAGGAAUAUUAAGUGCAGGCGCUGUAGUUGAUGAAUCAAACAGAGUCAGAUUUAGUUUUUUGCAGAAUGCGGCUAAAGCAAGAAGAGUUUAUGUGCAUGGAGAAGAAGUUCAAAAGGAUCUUGGUUUGUGCCCUGAAGGAAAGGGUGACACCAAAGUGAGUUAUGAAUUUCCAAAGAUAAUUGGUGGAUUCUCCAGUGACUUGACAGCGUUCUUCGCGCAUUCAACGGCUGGAGAGCUGCAGACUAUAAAAUACUCUGAUCUUGAAUAUAUAAAAGAACUUGGAUCGGGUACAUUUGGAACUGUUUUUUAUGGAAAAUGGAGGGGUUCUGAUGUUGCCAUUAAAAGGAUGAAACCAAACUGCUUCACUGAAGAUUUAUUGGAGGAGGAUCAGCUGGUUUCAGAUUUUUGGAGGGAAGCUCACAUGCUUGGUCAGCUUCACCAUCCAAAUAUUGUGGCCUUAUAUGGUGUAGUUACUGAUGAGGCAGAGACAAAUUUUGCAACAGUGACAGAAUACAUGGUACAUGGCUCCCUAAAACAAGUUUUGCAAAGGAAAGAUCGAACAAUUGAUCGUCGGAAGAGAUUAAUUAUAGCAAUGGAUGCAGCCUUUGGUAUGGAAUAUCUACAUGAGAAGAACAUUGUCCAUUUGGAUCUGAAGUCUCACAAUUUCCUUGUGAACAUGAGGGAUCCGCAAAGACCAGUAUGCAAGAUUGGUGAUCUGGGCUUAUCACAAAUUAAGCAAAAGAGCAACCUAGUAACAGAAAAGAUUGACGUGUACUCAUUUGGAGUAGUCAUGUGGGAACUCUUAACUGGGGAGGAACUUUAUGCAAACUUGCAUUCAGAGGAAAUAAUAGCUGGCAUAAUUAAAGGCACUCUCCGACCUAAAAUUCCAAACUGGUGUGAUCCAAGUUGGAGAUCAUUGAUGGAAAGGUGCUGGUCAUCAGAUCCAAACUCUAGGCCAGCCUUCUCAGAGAUUUCAAAGGAGCUACGUGCCAUGGCAGUAGCCAUGAACGUUAAAUGAUCCAAAGGCUGAUCCACAGGGCAACUUAUCAGUCUUUUUGUGUAAAUAUCUUAGACUACUAGGAAAAGGGCAUUCUCAGACAGGUUUAGAUUUGCCAAUCAGUGUUGUUGUGUAAUGAUAUAUCAUAAGAAAUAAGUGAUGUCCAGGUGAACUUUAUUUUUGCAGUCAUCGAUGUCAUACAGCUAGUGUGCAGAGUAUACAGAAGUGAAUCUAUUUGAAAGUUGUGCAGCUCAGCCAUAAUUUUGGCUAUGCUCAAGGAUCAGGCUAAGCCUUGAGUUAACUGUCUGUAAAUUUUUGGGGAAAUUUAGAAGACAAAAAGUGGUUAAGUGUCUUCUAGAUUAUCUGAAACAAUUUCUUCUUUCAUAGAUGUAUAAUAGUUAUCUGCAACAUUUUCAUUGU
Mangifera indica (mango) is the source of this 3297-nucleotide messenger RNA. RefSeq lists its product as uncharacterized. The record is from RefSeq and is a predicted model, not a curated record. NCBI's taxonomy places the organism in Eukaryota, Viridiplantae, Streptophyta, Magnoliopsida, Sapindales, Anacardiaceae. Gene Ontology annotation, molecular function: ATP binding; protein kinase activity; protein binding. The transcript has 8 exons. Bases 7 to 2898 code for a protein of 963 amino acids. Gene Ontology annotation, biological process: protein phosphorylation; signal transduction. Gene Ontology annotation, cellular component: cytoplasm.